GCAACAUGGCGGAGGGGGAGGAGUCAAUGAGCCAGGAGGACUGGAAGGAGAAGUGCAUGGUUUUGGAGACGCUGCUUCUGAAAUUUAGAGUCCAGAUCAUCAAGAUCCGGGAACUCACAGCAGAUAAGGUUGGUUUGAAGCACUUAUGUCCCAUUAUGUAUUGUGCUACACUGUUUUCCAAGUCACCUCUGGGAAGAUUUGGCUCCAAAGCGAAUCUUCAGAAGUCCAGGAGGAGGAGGAGAGCUGUGAUGUUUGUCUGGUGGGGGCACAGCAGCUGUCUGCUGCCGGACCUGCCCACACUGCUCUGUGGCCUCGAUGUGGACCUGCUCCCGAGGGAUGCAGAUUAGAGCUCUGAUGUAAACGACCGUUGGACCACAGGGUUCUGCUACACGACGGCACUGACCCCCGUCAAUUACGUUUCUAAAAUCCAGCAGCUGGAGGCUCAGGUGAUAGAUGCAGAAAAACGGGCUUUUACUGCACAGCAGCAGGCGCAGUGGAUGGAGGAGAAGCUCAAGGCUCCCGAAGGUCCGUGUGGAGACGCUGAGGUACAUUUGUUUCAGCAGUGCCAGGAGCUGCAGGCCUCCCUGCUCAAGAAGGAGGAGCGCAUCGCUCAGCUGGAGCAGCAGCUGGAGGAGCAGAAGCAGAUCCGACUUCAGGAUGCCAAAACGGUGGAGGAGAAAGCAGCUAAAAUCAAGGAAUGGGUGAUGAUGAAGCUGUCUGAGUUUGAAGCUGAGAAUGCAGCGUUGAGAGAAACCAACAAGCAGCAGGAGACCCAGAUCCUGGACUUACAGAGACAAGUUAAAGCCUUUGAGCAGAAACCGAGCGGUGGGCAUGGAGUUCUGGAGUGUCCGGGUGAAGCUCAGCGCCUCAGCAGCCUGACCUUUGGCUGUUUCCAGGUGAAAGGGAAAAGCCCACAGGUCCUGUCUGGACCUGCUCCCUCCCAGAGGAGCCUGAGCGUCCAGGGAGAGUCUGACGACAGAGAGGAAGCCGAGAGCAGCAGAAGACAGACUUCCUCCCCAGACGAUGAGAUCCAAACCCCAAAUCAAACUGGAAACCCUGAAAACCAGGCUCAAAUCCCUGCUGGACCUGAGUCUGCUGGGUCCUCCUCCAAUCUCCCUCCUGCUGUAUCGGAGGGGGGAGCGCUGCGGGACCCCCGCGGGGAGGCAUCGGGUCUGGAGUUCAGUCGACCCGGCAGUGAGACCUACCUGACGGCUUCAGACGACAGCAGCUCCGUGUUUGAUGAUGACAUGCAGCGGGCGGAGCGCCCCCACCUCAGCCUGCUGGAGUCGUCUGACGGAGACACGUGUAAGGACGAGGGGGGGCACCAGGCCAAGCUGGAGGUCUCUGACGAGCUCAACAAGCGGUUCCAGUCUCAGACGCUCGACUCCUCCUCCUCCUCCAGUGAGCCAAACACCCCCAGCCCCAUCCUCACACCUGCACUCACGCCCAAGCGGCCCACCCCACCCCAGGACCCCAGAGACAACCCCGCUCUGCCCAAACAGCCCCGCCUGAGGACCCCGCCAGGCGCGGGGUCCAUCAAGAAACACCUGAGCCAGCCAGCAGUCAGCAGCGAGGCAACAUACGGUCAGACACGCAACGCCCUCAGCAUGCUCCGCCCCCUCCGACCGCAGGAAACCGACAUCGACCAGCAGCUGCAGGAAGCUGAUCCUGAGACGAGCUCACAGAGACCGGACUGCGAGGCCUCGGCGCCGGGCAACAAGCCGCCCACCCCCCCACUCCACAGACUGCCCUCCUGGGAAAGUCGAAUCUAUGCAGUGGCUAAAUCAGGAAUCAGACUGUCUGACACAUCCUGCUCAAAGUCAUCAAGCAAAGACUCCUCCCUGAAAUCCUCCUGUCCCGCCUUUGAGAUGUACACCUCGCUCAUCUAUAAAAACAUGACGACACCAGUUUACACCAGGCUAAAGGGGAAAGCCACUCUGCUGAGCUGCAGUCCGUUUUCAGACGAGUCCUCCAGCUCUGAGGAGUCAUCCAGCUCAGGAGAGGAGGACGGCUCUCUCUGCAGCUCCAACACCUCCUCCAGCUCCAGGAAGGACAGCAGCCCGGGCAGCCCCCGCUCUCUGAAGAGAGGCGUGUCCAUGUCUUCAGUGGCGUCGGAGAGCGACUACGCCAUCCCUCCUGAUGCUUACUCCACCGACACCGAGUGCUCUGAACCGGAGCAGAAGCUGCCAAAGACCUGCUGCUCCGCCAGCGACAACAGCAAGACUGAUUCGAUGGAGAAGUCAGGAUACCUGUUAAAAAUGGUCAAAACCUGGAAGAAAAGCUGGAAGAGACGCUGGUUCGUCCUCAAGGAUGGAGAGCUUCUGUACUACAAGUCACCUAGUGAUGUCAUCAGGAAGCCUCAAGGUCAAAUUGAGGUCAAUGGAACCAGCAGCAUUGCUCGUGGAGAAGGGAAGCAGGUUCUGCAGAUCGUGACUGGGAAGCAUGUCUGCUACCUGAAGGCCGACUCCCCCAACCUGCUGGAGGAGUGGCUGCGGGUGCUGCAGAGCGUGCUGCGGGUGAAGGCUGCGAGUCCUCUGUUCACUCAGCCGGACAUUCGUCCUGUCAUGAAGGGAACGCUCAUCAAGGUGAAGCACGGAUACUCCAAGCAGGUUUACUGUGCUCUGAUUGGCAAAACUCUGUACUACUUCCGCAGCCAGGAGGACAAGUUCCCGCUCGGACAGAUUAAGCUUUGGGAGGCCCGGGUGGAGGAGGUGGACAGGCCGAAGGGUUUGGAUGACAUCCUGAAAGAAUGUGGGCGGAGCCUACAGACGGCACCCUUCACCAUCUCCAUCCACCCACAGGACCAAGGUCUGACCUACCUGCUGGUUGAAUCCCGGAAUGAAAAAGAUUCGUGGCUGUAUCAUCUGUCGGUGGCAGCCGGCACCACUGUGGGAAAAAUUGGAACUGAGUUUGAACAACUGGUAGGAAAACUUUACCAGCAGGACGGGGAUCCAAACUCCCAGAUCUGGAAGCAUCCCAUGUUAGUGUUCAGUAAAGAGGCGCUGCUGUCCCCGCUCACCACACUGCCGUCUCAGGCCCUGCAGACCGAGGCUGUCAAACUCUUCAAGACGUGUCAGCUCUUCAUCAACGUGGCCAUCGAUGCUCCAGCCAUCGACUACCAUGUCUCCUUGGCUCAGAGCGCCCUGCAGGUUUGUCUGGCUCAUCCUGAGCUUCAGAACGAGAUCUUCUGCCAACUCAUCAAGCAGACGCGCAAGAGGCAGUCACAUGCCCAACCGGGACCCUUGCAGGGUUGGCAGUUUCUGGCGUUGUGCGUUGGACUCUUCCUGCCUCAGCAUCCUUUUCUCUGGUUGCUCCAAGUUCACCUUCAGAAACACGGAGACUCCAGGACAGAGGUGGGGAAGUAUGCAAUCUACUGCCAGCGCUCUAUGGAGCGCACCCAGCAGAGGGGAGGGAGGCAGGCCCGGCCGUCCCGUAUGGAGAUCCUGUCCAUCCUCCUGAGGAACCCCUACCACCACUCGCUGCCCUUCAGCGUCCCCGUUCACUUCCUCAACAACACGUACAAGGUGGUGAGCUUUGACGCGUCCACAACAGUAGAUGAGUUUCAGUGUCGGCUCAACCAGGAUACCGGCAUGAGGAAAACUGGACUGUCUGGUUUUGCUCUUUACACUGAUGAUCCCUCUGGGCGGGAACUGGAACACUGCGUGCAAGGAGGCAUCAAGAUCUGUGACAUUCUCUCCAAAUGGGAGCAGGCCUCAAAGGAGAGCCUCUCUGUCAAGUCUGAAAACACCAGGAGUGUCCGCCUCACCUACAAAAACAGACUGUACUUCUCCCUUCAGAUGAGAGGUGAGUCUGACAGGGAGAGGCUGCUGCUGGCGUAUCAGACCAGCGAGGCCAUUGUGACGGGACACUUUCCCGUCAACAAGGAGCUGGCUCUGGAGAUGGCUGCUCUGCUCGCUCAGGUGGAGUUUGGAGAUUUCGAGCGGCCCUUCUCAGCCCCUGGAUCAGCCCAGACCAAGUCUAACCAGACCGUGAAGCAGGUGCUGGACCGAUUCUACCCCAAACACUACCGCAGGACCACGUCAGAGCAGCAGCAGAGACAGCUGCUGCAGAGCCUGUCUGCGCGGUGGGCCUCCCUCAGGGGGCGGACCUCCUCCGAGUGCGUCCGGAUCUACCUGACGGUUGCUCGCAAGUGGCCCUUCUUUGGUGCCAAACUGUUUGAGGCAGAGUCAAUCACUCCUUCUCCAGAGGGGGGUGUCCGUGUUUGGCUGGCGGUGCACGAACACGGCGUCGCCGUUCUGGAGCAUGCCUCUAUUAAACUAUUGGUGUCCCACCCAUACAAGAACCUCAUGACAUUUGGGGGCUGCAAGCAGGAUUUCAUGCUGGUGGUGGGUCACAGCAUCGGUUCCAACGCCGCCAAGAACAAACCGACGGAGAAGCAUCUGUUUGCCAUGAAAACCUCUGAGAUACGGGAGAUCACGCUCCUCAUCUCCAGCUACAUCAACAGCGCUCAUCAACAGAAGGCCGCAGCCCAUCACCUCUCCGCCCCGGCUCUGAUGGUGGCGUAGCCGAGGGAGACGCCCAAAAACAACAACAGAAAAAAACCUUUUCACUAGGCACCGCCAUGCUGGAACCAAAAUACAAAGCAGAUUUUUUCCAGGUGUUUUCUCCAUCAGAAGCAACGUGGGGCAAUAAAGGCGGAUUCCUUGUUUUUAUAUGCAAACUUAUAGCCUUUUUAGAUCAGUUUUCAAGUAUUUGGAGUUCAAAAUCUUUCAAGCACUUUCAUGAGUUUAGUUUACACAAAAUAUUUCAACUCCAAUGAAAGACUAGAGCAGAAAAAAGCAACAUUUCAAAAGGGUUUUUUUAUAAAUUCUUUGUCAUUUCUACACUUAUAGUUGCAUUUUCUGAACUAGGGAUUGACUCAUAAUUGUAAUUAAGUAUGUUUACUUUUUAAUUUAAGAGUAAACUUGUCUGUGCUCUUUAUUAGCCAAAUUGGGAAAAUGUUCCGUCCAUUUUUUUCCUUAUUUAUUUCACACUGCAAUAAAAGUCCAAUUUUUGCCCCCAAAAA
Oryzias melastigma (Indian medaka) is the source of this 5026-nucleotide messenger RNA. RefSeq names its product pleckstrin homology domain containing, family H (with MyTH4 domain) member 2 (gene plekhh2). Gene Ontology annotation, molecular function: actin binding. The record is from RefSeq and is a predicted model, not a curated record. The coding region runs from base 498 to 4526 and encodes 1342 amino acids. Gene Ontology annotation, cellular component: cytoskeleton; cytoplasm. The transcript is spliced from 30 exons. Gene Ontology annotation, biological process: negative regulation of actin filament depolymerization. NCBI's taxonomy places the organism in Eukaryota, Metazoa, Chordata, Actinopteri, Beloniformes, Adrianichthyidae.